Molecule: messenger RNA, 4779 nt
Organism: Tetranychus urticae (two-spotted spider mite)
Lineage: Eukaryota; Metazoa; Arthropoda; Arachnida; Trombidiformes; Tetranychidae
Biological process (GO): G protein-coupled receptor signaling pathway
Cellular component (GO): membrane
Molecular function (GO): thyrotropin-releasing hormone receptor activity
Source: RefSeq, a predicted model, not a curated record
UGUUUUUGUUUUUAAUUUUGAUUUAAUUUUUUGAUAUUGUCUUUAUUGAGUUAUUUUUAACUUGUGUUAUCUCAUUGGUGUUAAAUUGUAAGCUCGUGUUUGCAGUAGAGUUUCUCUAACAAUUUUGUUUUUCGUAUAAGCAGUUAUUGUUCAUACUUCAUUUGGAAUCACAAUAGACUUUUGAUAAUUUUAACGAUUAAAUGUUUUUGAUUGAUUAAUCGGACGGAAUAUCAGGAUCCAAAGAGGAAAUUAUUGAAUGGAAAAUCAGCGAUGGAUUGAAUCUUUUACCAAAGGAAAUUCAGGAAAUUACAUUUUUGAUCGAAUUAAAAAGCUACCAGGAAACAACAAAAAAAGUGGAUCCAAAGUCAAGAUUAAAAUCUAGCAACAAUAAAUAAUCUGUUGUUAAUAAAGUCUAUCUUUUUUCAAUUAAGUCAACAAUAAUCUGAGAUUAUCAUCUAAUUAAUUAAAAAUAUCAAAUACAAUUAACAAGCCAGUGAAAGAUGUGGUGUAUAAUUGUUAUUAUCAACAACGCAAAAACAACCAAAAGAUGAGCUACCAGAGAAAAAAGCUGAACCUCAUUUUCGUCUGACAUUUUUUCAAUCAACAAAAAGCAGUCGGUUUACUUUCCCUAAUGAGAUUAACUCGAAUAAUAAUGAAAUCUAUUUGCUUAAGCAUAUUUAAUUAAUGUACAAAAAGUGCCACUGGUUAUGGAAAACAAAAAAGACACAAAUUUGAAGACAAAAAGGACCAAAUUUAAGGAUUCCAAUGAUUUAACCAGUUCUUCUUAGCAGCCAUUCUCAACUCUUCCAACUCAACCAGUUUUUGCACGUCCAUUUUGGUCAAUUAUUUUUCUUACAAAGAUGCAAAAGUAGAUUAAUAUUACAUCAUGAAUGGAAAUACAAUAAAGGACAAAAUUGGAAACCAGUAAAGCAGAUUAAAUGAACAAGAGUCUUGUGAGGACCGCCAAAACUUGAAGAAAGUAGAGAUGAGUGCAUUUCAAUGGACUUGACAAAAGGCUUGAUCAUUCAUUCAAAGGAUAACCAACAAAGGAACAUAUUGCCUCUCGUUACAAGCAAGCAAAUAUUAAAGAUAAUCGUUCAAGAUGAAAAAGGUGAAAAUCAAUUGAUUGGAGCAAUUAGUAUUGGUGUAUUAACAUGUCUUAUGGCUGCUUUCAUCACUCCUGGUAACCAACAUUAUCCAGAAUCUGUUAGCAGUAUAUAAUGGCUGGCUCUAGCACACUUCAAGUCUUUACAUCACAAUUUUUUUUCUCAAAAAUUCUAAUGAGAAGGAGAGACAAACAAAAUGCUCUUCUCAUGUUCAAGACUGGAAUACGUUUAAACGUUGAACUAUUCCCUGUUUUCACAGUUUUUUAUGGAAAGAGCCUCACAAAGAGAUGAUGAGAAGAGAGUCUGAAGAUCCUGGAACUAAAUGAAACUUGCUCAGUAAAGUUAUAGGAGCUGAAUAUCCAUGCUGCACAACUGAACUUGUAUAACUUACAGUUGGUUUGAAACAAACUCCUAGUUAACUUGGAUAACUUGAAGAACCUCUUUGAAUAGAGAAACAGCAAGACAAAGGAGAUAAAAAAGACUAAGAUCAUCUGAAAACCAUGAAAGAUUUUGUCUAAUGCUGAUAACAAAUAGUGAUAGUAAUAAUAAUAAUAGUUGCUGUUGUUCAGACUGACCAUUGAUAUCAAUGAUAAACAAUAAUAUAAUAUAAAACCAUGAUUAGGAUGAAGAGGAAAAAGAUGAAGAAAUUAUUAUUACAUUUCUUCAUAAUUCAUCUUGAAAUUUGUUAUUAGCUUCUAACCAAUUUUCUAUCCCUUGGUGUUUGUGUCACUUCAAAUAAUCAUCACCAUUGUCUUCCCUACAAUCAUCAUCAUCACCAUCAUCAUACUCACCAUCCUCAUCAUCUAAGCCACUUUAAUAAAACCAAUUCUUAUUGACAAUAAUCUUUAAUAACUUUUUUUUCUUCUCCUUUUUUUCCUCUUCUUCCCAAGUCUUUAUUUUCCUCAUUGCAACAAAAUUUUUUUACUCUAUGCUGCUGAUCAAUACCAAUAAUGUGAUCCUAUUGUACGGAUAAAUUUACAAUUGUGUUAACAGUCCAACAAUUGUUUACAAUUUUCGGUGAUUUACGGAAGCCAUCAUGAGAUUGACGAGUGAUUUGGAUAAAGUUGUGUACAAUCAUUAGUUUCCAUCUUUGCCAUCGUCUUCGCCAUCCACCACCAAUGUUCAUGUUAAUCUUUUUGGUUACAACAAUUUGGAUAAUUUUAUCUAUUUGCUGUUGUUGUGUCCAACUAACCAAAAUAACCAAGGAAUCGACCAAAAUGGAUCCAUUUUUUAACACCUUUGAUAACCUGCCUCUGUUUAGCAAUGAUUCACUCCUAGAAUCACUCAACACAACCGACCUGGCAAACAGUCUCCUGGCUGGUUGUGAUUAUGUCACUGACACUGCUAACCGUUUAACAGACAACAGUUCAACCCUUCUCACCUCAUCUUCCUCCUCUUUAGUCUCACUUUUUUCAUCCUCUCUAGCCUUGAAUUCACCUUCUUCACCUUACUUUCAAUCUUCUCCUCUUUCCUCUUCUUCCUCUUCCUCGCCUUAUCCAUCUCCUUUAUCCCUUUCCUCUUCAUCAAUUUUAUCAUCAGCCUCAUCAUCAUCAGUCUUGUCUUUAUCUCCAUCAUCUUCAAUCUCUUCAUCUUCCCUUAACUCAGCCAACUCGUAUGAUCCAGCCACGGGAACAGCUUCACCAGCGGUUGUAGCUGCAGCCGCAGGCUUUUCACCAGAAACUUAUUGUAAUAACCUAAAUACCACAUUUUGUAAAGAUCCUUCUUAUUAUGCCAUUUCAUACCGAAUUAUUGGAACCAUUUUUCAGGGUUUUAUUCUCAUUAUUGGUGUUUUGGGUAACAUUAUGGUAGUGAUUGUUGUUGUUAAAACUCGAUCAAUGCGAACACCAACCAAUUGUUAUCUGGUUAGCCUUUCAAUUGCUGAUUUAAUGGUUCUAAUCGCUGCCGUACCCAAUGAGAUAAUUGCUUAUUACGUUCUUGGUGACCAAUGGAUCUGGGGUCGUGUAGGUUGUGCCCUGUUCAUCUUUUUUCAAUACCUUGGUAUCGAUGCCUCUUCCUUAUCCAUAACAGCCUUUACCGUUGAACGUUACAUAGCCAUUUGUCAUCCCAUGAAAGCUCAAAAGGUAUGCACCGUUCACCGAGCCAAACGGAUUAUCCUCAAUGUUUGGAUAUUUGCUUGUCUCUACAAUUCGCCGUGGUUUUUCUUGACCAAAACCGAGCCCAUCUGUUACCGUUCCCUUGAAGAUUCAAACCUGGAAACGUGUACCUUUGCCUGGUCCCGUAAAUACUAUUUGGGCUACUUUUUCUCGGACCUUGUUCUAUUUUAUAUAUUUCCACUUUUACUCUCCUGCGUCCUUUACGGCCUAAUGGCUCGAGUUUUGUUCAACAAUCCUCUCUCCAAAACCAUGGGCGCCUCAACUUCAUCUUCAUCCUCAACAUCAACCAUAAUUACCGGUAUAACAGCCAAAUCAAAUCAAGCCAAUUCAUCUUCAACAUCAAACCAUUCCCACACCAAUAACACUCACCAUCAUCAUCAAUCUUCCCAUUCAACAAGUCAAACCUUGGCUCAAAGCACUCAUUCAAAGAAAAUAUCGUCCCAAUCAAAUGAUUCAUCUCGAGUUCAGGUUGUCAAAAUGUUGGUGGUAAUUGUUGCCGUUUUUGCGACCCUUUGGCUUCCUUAUCGAGCUCUUUUGGUUUACAAUUCAAUGACUGAUGAUCGUUAUAUGGAGCUUUGGUAUUUGAUGUUUUGUAAGACAAUGAUAUUUGUUAAUAGUGCAAUCAAUCCAAUCCUGUAUAAUGCACUUUCCGUCAAAUUCCGGCGAGCCUUUAAACGUAUGCUUUCUUGUGAGACCAGGAAAAGACGACGGCACUUUGAUGUACCUUUAGCUUCGAUUCACGUUUCCCUUGGUAACUCAAUAAGAAACAAUAAUGUACAAAGUAAUACAUUUGCCAUUAAUAAUAUAACCAACAGCAACAACAAUAAUAAUAAUAUAAAUAAUGCCAAUGGUAAUGGGACAAGUAACAACAACAAUGAUAAUGAAAAUGAAACUAAUAAUGUUAAUAAUGUUAAUAAUAGUAAUGUUGAUCACAGUUUUAAUAGUAAUCAUGUUCACUCAGGGAGUAAACAAGGUAAAACCACAACAGCGUCAACAGCUAAUCAAAUCAACUCAUCAAAUGGACCUAAAAUAUUGAGAUUUACAGUUCAACGUUCAUCUGACCAUUGUAAGCAAGCAAUUGAAGCUCUUUGAUGGACACCAACAUUAUUGAUAUACAAAAAGAUGUCUUCGUUUCUUUUUUCAACAUUUUUCUUGUUUCACUCCUUCUUUACCCAUUAUCUUGAUCCAUCAACAAUUACCAGUUCAUUCAUUAAUUUUUUGUCUUCUCUCAUCAUCUUUUCAUUUUCUCAUUAUCAACACAAUUGAAGGUAAUUCAAAGUGAUGAUAAUGAGACAAUGCUUGGAUGAUUGAUGAACUUUUGAUAAUAUUAAUGAUAAAAGAUGGAACAAGGCGAAAAUGAAGGAAAAAACAGGAAAAAAAGACAAUCUUAAGAUUAUUGUAACUCAAGAUUCGUCUUUUCUUCUCUGAGCUACAAAAUUAAAAACACUUAUUACUAUUAUUAUCACUUCUGUUGACGCUAUUGUUGAUGCGCUCAUUGAUGUCCAAAUUAAAUGUAAUUAACUUUUUGAAAAUGAAGUAAAGAUUGUUUGAGAAUUGCA